GGGAGAUUGGCAUCAAGAAUGUAAACUCAACAAAUCUGCAGAAACUGCAUGAUGCUAACAUCCCCACGUAGAUAGAAAACUCUGAGGGAUGUAACUACACCUAAAUGUACAAGCAGUUCUUAAGGCAAAAGUGGUCCAACCUUGUACCACCAUGUUGGCCGGGGAGUGUAUAUCAAGAGUGAUUCAUUCAUGGUCUGUGUGCCAAUAAUUUUUGUUGAGUAAGCUUUGAUGCCCACACCUGAUAAUGAUUUCAAUUCACUAGAUGCUGAAGCUCAGAAAAGUGGUGGGAACAUCUUGAUAUAAAAAAAAAGAGAGAGAAUGAGAGAAAUGAUGGUUAUUGUGCAGCUGCAAUUUAGGAUUAUGUGAUGCAUCUCAAACUAGGCUUCAGAACACCCUGCAUAUCUGUAGUUACACAAAUGUGACUGGUUUGCAGUGAGUUUUUGUUGUAAGUGUAGCCCAUCUGCCUGGUAUCAUGCUUAAUUAUUUAUUUAUUUUUACUUUCAAACAUGUUGUCAUACAAAGUUAAAUCUCUACUGACCCCUUUGUGCUAAAUAAAGAUACAAAACUCGGGUCUGUGUUUUAUGCAUUACAAUUGUUUUAUGUAGAAUACCAAGAUAUGAGGUCAUUGUGACAUGAAGUGCCCAGAUGAAACCGAUUCACUCAUCAAGCAUCCACGCUCUCUGACAAGCACAUGCAUGUGCUCCAGUUAUACCAAUUACAGGAUUAUAAUAGGGUAACUCUCUACAACUGGACCCAGCAAUGGAAAGUCAAGUGAGUGUCUGUGUCUGUGCGUAUAUAUGCGUGUGUGUUUGGUGGAGCCACUCAGGAGACAGGGCCUAUGCAGAGCACUCGCAGUGCUAAUUAGGCGGCAACAACCUAACCGAGUACAUCACAGGGAGCAGGAGAGAAUAGAACGGAGAGACGGGAUGAAGUGAGGAACGUGUGCAGGGGGAGCCAGCAAAAGCAGAGCUCAUCUCCUGAGGUGGUUAUGGAGGGAGAGAAAGAGAGGGGGAGUGAGAGAGAGCUGUAAGAUGAUAACAACCAAAAUAUGUUGCAUGCAGUGGGGUCCUCCGGCGCUGAAAGAAUUUUAGUUCAGAACUGUACAAUUUAGCCAGGUAUAUGCGACAUCUAAGCUUGCCUGCAUAUAUGUGGAUAGUUGUGUGUGUAACAUUUAUGUGGCAUAACGUGUACCAAAGAACACAACAGGUGCAGAAACCACACAAAGAUCCUUGGCAGCUCUGCUCUGUGGAAUUUAUGAUCUGGAACAUCUGUCAUUCUCCCUCUUUGUUUGAAGAGAACCACCUUUCUCUUCUUCUGUAGCAGAUGAGGCUGAUUUUAUAAAAAAAAAAAAAAAAAAAAAAAGGGAGUUUAAACAGGAUAUGGUGGCGAUGGUGGCGAUAAGUAAGAGCUGAGUCCCUCCUCCAGGGAGUGGCGGCCCUGUUGUCCCCCCUUGGAAGGAGACUGUGAAAGGCACAGCCAUCCAGGCAGCAGCUUGACUUCAGGGAGAAAAGGACCACAAAAAGGCAGGGACACAGACAGGAGGCUCUUAUGUGUGUUUGUGUGGCUGAACGUGUGCGUCUUCAUGUGUGGGUUCACACUCUCUAAGCAGCGUUGUGAAGCGUAACCAGGCUGUUCUGUCAUACGCCCACGCCGGUGUCUCAGAGAACACAACUACACACUUCCCAGAUGACAUGCACACACAUGCACACAACCGCAGCCCCGGCAAGCCGUACCACAGCUGAUAUGUAAUUAACAGACAGAGGAAAUAGCCCUGUUGGGGUGGCUUAGGCAGAUGCAGGAUGGAAGGGAGGGGAGAAAGUCACCUCAGCUCGUGUGUGCCCUCAAGACACACCAUCCCUCUGUAGCUUCGCCAUGUGUGUUUUGCUGGAGGAUUGAAGGUGGGGAAGAAGGCAUGAGCCAUGAGCCAAAGUCACCAUCGUUAGGAAUGAUCUCCACAGCGACACGUACCACGGCGACGGUCAGCCCCCUCACCCCGUCACCUAUUAACGGUUCCAUCGUAGCAAAUGGAAGCCCAGCUGCCCAGUCAGCCCACUCCGGAUUCGCCGCAGCCCUACGUAAACUGGCAAAACAGGCAGAAGAACCUCGAGCUGCAUCCUCCAUCAGCAGCGAGUCGUCUCCCGUCUCCUCACCAGCCACAAACCACAGCUCUCCAGUCAGUACGCCCAAGAGGGGCCCCCUUGGUCCGGGGCCUGUCCUGGUUCCCCCAGUGGGCCACAGUGUGCCAAAUACCCCACCUGUAGUCACCAUUGCUCCAACAAAGACGAGCAACGGCCUGUGGAGGAACGAGGGACGGCAGGCUGACUCGGGGCCCCGUGGGGCCAGCAGGGAACGUCUGGGUGUGGAGGGGAGCUUCUCCCAGGAGAAAGGUGGCCCCUCAGUCCCUGCUCACCUCCUGGGAAACCCCUAUGCCUUCGGUCUCACCCCUGGUGCUGUCAUGCAGGAUUCACGGUUUCCGCCUCUUAAUCUACCCAGACAGUUGCCUAAUGCAGUGCCUCCUGGUGCUGUACCAGAGGAGUACAUCCGGAGUUUUCGGCCCUAUGCCACAACGGAGGAUCCCCUAAGGAUGCAAUCUCUGCCCCUUGGCCUGGACCCUGCAGCAGCAGCAGCUGCUGCGGCGUACUACCACCCCAGCUACCUUCCCCACCCCUCCUUCACACCAUACAGGAUGGAUGACCCGUUCUGCCUUUCUGCUUUGCGGUCACCUUUCUAUCCACUGCCAACAGGGGGAGCCUUACCCCCCAUUCAUCCUUCUGCUGUUCACAUGCACCUACCAGGCGUCCGCUACCCUGGAGAUUUUGCACACCCUUCACUGUCAGCAAUGCAGUCUGAGAGACUCCAGCUGGAAGAUGAGCUGCGACAGCGUGAGAGGGAGCGUGAACGAGAACGCGAGCGUGAAAAAGAGAGGGAGCGUGAGGCCGAGAGAGAAAAAGAGCGAGAGAGAGAACGAGAGCGCGAAAGGGAGCGGGAGAAGGAGCUAGAGAGGGAGAGGGAGCGUGAACGGGAACGCGAGAGAGAACGAGAGAAGGAGAGGGAAAGAGAGAAGGAGCUGGAGAGGCAGAAGGAGAGGGCUCUGAGAGAGAAGGAACUGCAGGCAUCCAAAGCCAUUGAGAACCACUAUCUGGCUGAGCUCCACAACAUGAGAGGACAGGAGGAACGAAGCAAGCCUGAGAGGCUAACCCCUAAUCGGGCUGAAAAAGCCAAAGAGCCCGCUCUUCCAGCUCCCAAACCCGUACCGCCUGGAAUCCACCCUUCACUGGUUCAGCCUCAUCAUCACGUUUCUGGUCUGAUCUCCAACCAUGGCCUCUACAUGGGCUCUGGUGCUGUGGGCACAGGACUCUCCGCCUCAAUGAUCACACAGAGGGCCAACGAGGAGGAGCGGUGGUUGGCACGCCAACGCAGGCUGAGGCAGGAAAAAGAGGAUCGCCAGUCCCAGGUGUCUGAAUUCCGCCAGCAGGUUCUGGAGCAGCAUCUGGACCUGAGCCGUCCCGCUGACGCACCAGAUCACAGGACAGACUCUCACAGGUCCAUGCAAAACCACCAUGAACCAGGAAGCAGGGAACAUCACCCCCACCUAGGUGCCCCUCCACCCCUCAUCUCGCCCAAACCUCCGCAGCCCUCACGUGAGCACCACCCUCCACCUCCAACAACCCUGUGGAACCCUGCCUCUCUCAUAGAAACUGCCUCAGAAUCCAGACGUAACCAUGAGCCCUCAGGGAUGGGACACUAUGAGCUCAGUCGGGGCCCCUCGGGGCCCUCCAAAUAUGAAGAUGGAAUGCGAAGGAGAGACAUGGCAACGAUGGAGAAAUAUCCCCCUAUCAGAGCUCCUCUAGUAAUCCCCGAGCACAGCACCUUCCUUGCUGAUCUAGAGAAAUCCACCCAGUCCUUCCUUAGCCAGCAGAGGGCAUCAAUGUCUCUGCCAAGUCAGUAUGAAAUGGAGGGAAGCUUAAAAAUUAAUGCUGGACUGAAGAACCUUCAGGGACAUCCAGUGCACAGCAGACAUGGACAAGGUCUUGGAAUGAUAGCAGGAUCUGGGAUUGGACCAGUAACUGCACAAGGAAUGGGUCCAGACACAUUGCUGAUCUAUGAUGAGUUUCUUCAGCAGCACCGAAGGCCUGUCAGUAAGCUGGACCUGGAGGAGAAGAAGAGAAGAGAGGCCAGAGAGAAAGGUUACUACUAUGAGCUGGAUGACUCAUAUGAUGAGAGCGAUGAGGAGGAGGUGAGAGCCCAUCUCAGGAGAGUAGCAGAGCAGCCCCCACUGAAACUAGAUGACUCUACAGAGAAAUUAGAGUUUCUGAAAAUGUUUAGCCUGACCACAGUGAGCCAGCGUGAUGAGCUUGUGCAGCAAAAGAGAAGGAAAAGGAGGAGAAUGCUCAGGGAGCGCAGCCCUUCACCUCCUGCUUCACAGUCCAAACGCACUCCCCCACCACCUCCUGCUCAGCUCAGCACACGCUUCACUCCUGAGGAAAUGGACCGAGCACCAGAGCUGGAGGACAAGAAGCGAUUUCUCACCAUGUUUAAACUCUCUCAUAUCAACGUGGAGGAGAGAAAAGACAAUGAAAGGGUGGUGGAACUGCUUCAAGCCAUUAAAGAAAAAAGUGUAACCUUGGAUACAAUCAGACACACACCUCACCCACUGUGCAAGAGCCCUCCAGCACACAUCUCUGAUCCAGCAUUUAGCCAGCCCUCCUCUGAAUCUGAAGACCACCAUAAUGUCAGACAGCAUAGUCCUCCGUCACAUUGCCCAGCAUCCCCCAGUGGUCAUCUAAAACCCCUUGGGGACACCUUACGGCCAAAGCCCCCCCUCUCCCCAGCUGUCUACCGGGGGACUGGUGAGGGAUCCAUCUCGAAGAGGAACUCCAGCUUGCUCAACAGCUUGCGGCCGCCGCUCUCCCUGCAGGCUAAAGAGGGACCUCACAGCGUCAACGGCCGCACAAAACCCUGGGACAGCUUCACCCCAGAGGAAUUCGCACAGCAGUUCCAUGAAUCUGUGCUUCAGUCCACUCAAAAAGCUCUGCAGAAACACAAAGGAGUAGCAGCAGGUGUGUCAGAGUCAUCUCACCUCCAGGAGUCGUCGGUCCACUAUAACAUUCCUGAGCUUCAGAACACCCCUAGCCGUCCGCCUCAGCCACUUGCACAGCCUCACUUGAAUGCACCACCGUUUCCCCAUCCCCUUUCCCACUCUCACUCUCAACCCAACGGACAGCACUUUCCAAUGCCCCUCCACAAGGAGGCAGCAGUGAUGAGGGAGGACCUGUCUGGUCCAGAGGAUUUGGAAGAGGAAGAUGAUGAGGAGGAAGAGGAGGCUCCAGUUCCAAAGUGGCAGGGAAUUGAAUCUAUAUUUGAAGCAUAUCAGGAAUAUGUUGAAGAGCAAACUUUGGAGAGACAGGUAUUACAGAGCCAGUGUCGAAGACUAGAAGCUCAGAACUACAACCUCAGUCUGACAGCUGAGCAACUGUCUCACAGCAUGGGGGAGCUGAUGUCCCAGAGACAGAAGCUUGCAGUGGAAAGGGAGAAGCUACAAGCAGAGCUGGAGCACUUCAGGAAGUGUCUGACACUGCCGCAGACACACUGGCCAAGAGGCAGCCAUUACAAAGGAUACCCUCCUAGGUGACCCCGACAUGCCAACCUGAAGACCCCCAGCCCCCAGCUGCCUCCCCUUCAGACUUGAAGUUUAUUUUUUCACCGCCUGGUCCUCGUGGCUCCAUGGAGGGGAAUAUGGCUGGCUAGAUAAGAUUAGUGAAUUCAAUGGCUUGAGUGAAUGAAUAAACAGGUGAAUGCACAAGAGACAGGACCAUUCAGUGAAGGACAGUUAGUCUUUGGAUCGUGGCUUGCCAGGGACUGUUCCAAAAGCCACUGACACGUGCCAAUGUAGCCAACCCUGAAAUCAGCCAGACAGGAGAACCUGAAGAUCAACACACAGUCAUAAGCAGUUGCCUGCUAGUCCCAUUCUUCAGCUCCUGCUGCGCUGCUGUGUUGUCCCUGCAUCCCCACAGUCACACAGACAAUCCUGCCAAUGAAGGAGCAGCUGCCCCCUCCCUCCCCCCACCCGGGGGAGGGUUUCAUCACAAGACUUGAAAGCUCCAAAUCUCCAAACGAAGGCUUCCGGCCAGUUGGGACUGAUUUUUACGACAUCGGCCACGUGAGCUUUCGAACUGGAAAUGCACUUAAGAAUAAAAGCUGAAGAACUACCUGGUGGUACUGUGUUACAAUAAAGAACUAUUCAAAUUAGAGAAAAACCUAGAAAAUGUACAUUUUUGAAAAGAAUUAAGGAAAUGUUUUAUUUCAAAAUAGAAAGUUUGAAAAUAAGAAUUUUAAAGGGUGCUUCAGCCUUGUAUUGUACAUACUAUGAAGACUUUAAUGAAUUUUGUAUGUUUUUAUUACUUUAUUCAUUGUUCUUUUAAAACAAAAAGCCUGCCAUUUUUAUAUGUUUAUGCUUUUUGGGGGGGGUUGAAAAAAAAAAAAAAAAGCCUUGCUUUUAUUGCUUUUGCUGCUGCUGGCCGGAAAACAUUAACUCUGAGAUGUUCCACAGAAGCAGGACGUUUCUGUCCGGACUGAGCAGCUGAGACCCAGCCACAGCCCACCUCACCUGGCCUCUGAGCUCAGCAAAGCUGGCUCGGAGACCCUGAAACAUAGUCUCCCCGUCGCUGCACAGCAACAUACCUGUGUUUUCACUCUUCCUCUUUUAUGCUUCACUGCUGCUGGCAUGACUAGUUAGCUUGUGAUAUCCUCAUCCAUAAACCACAUUCACAGUGAUAUACAGGUGCAUCUCAAUACUUAAAAAUAUCAUUGAGAAUUUAUUCAGUUUUUCAAUUGACAAGGCUUACAUAAAUAUUACAAUAAAUAUUACAGAGAUUUAUUAUAUAUAGAGUGAUCUAUUACAAGUGAUUAUUUUUGGUUAAUUUUAUUGAUGGUCUUGCAUCUAAUAAAAAAAAAAAAAAUUUUGUUUUUUGGAAAAUAGAUUUUAAAAACAGACAUGAAAACUAUUUCCAUGUACUGUGCGGUGUCUGCACUCAAAACUUGGUCAGGGCUCCUUUUUGCACUAAUUACUGCAUCAGUGCAGCGUGUCAUGGACGCGAUCAGCCUGUGGUCCUGCUUAGGUGUUAAGGAAGCCCAGGAUGCUUCGAUAGAGACCUUCAACUGCUCUGCAUGUUUGGGUCUGGUGUCUCUCAUCUCGCUCUUUACAAAACUUCAAAUAUUCUAUGUGGGUUUUUGUUCAGUCCAGUUUGCUGGCCGAUGAAGUACAGUGAUAACAGGGUCCUUAGGCAGAUGUUGGUACUUUAAACAGUGUGAACAGGUGCCAAAUCCUGUUGGAAGAUGAAUGCAACACAGAAGACCAACACAAGCAGAUGACAGGGUACCCCAAAUCAUCACUGACUUGUGUUGCCAUUCAUGUCAGUUUUGAAUUGAAUUGCUGAAAUAAAUUGACUUUUUGAUAGUCCAAGUUAUUGGGAUGCACCAUUACAGAUAUAAAUAAUCUCAUAAGCAGCCAGCAGAAGAUACUGCUUUUUCAUGCUUUAUCUAAAUAUUGGAACUUUAUUUUAGCUUUUAAAACAGUACAUUGGAGCUGCAGUAAUGAUAGCUGAAAGGAAGUCCUUACCAAACAGCCAUUAAAGGACACAGUGCCAAAUAAAUCGAAGCAUUUUAUAAUCUUGACUUGGUUAGAGUUGCAAUUGGAGAGCCAAACGUUCAACUGAGAACCUUCCUCUCAUCUUCACCUUUUUUAAUAAGAAUCCCCCUGUUGCCUAAAGCUGUCAACAUGUUCAACCCUAUUAGCCACAAAAGUUACACAAUUGAACUGGACAUGAUUAGGAAGGGUUUGCUUUACCUUUCAUACAUUUUUCUUUUUUUUUUUAAAAUAACCCCUCGUCUGCCCUGAACUCUGUCCAGUAUUACACAGACUGCUUUUACCGUCAGAAUCAUUCAACCUCAGUUUUAGGGCUGGAUGUGCCAUCUGAAACCCUGGAGGCCAUCAGUGACACGACCACAUCAUUGUUUUUAAGGUGUUGACGUAAAAGGGUGAAUUCGUUCAAAGAGAAAUGAUUUUAAAUGUACCUAAAGUCGAUUUAUAACAAAGAUUAAAGCACAACUAUGCCACACGAACCCUAUAUCACUUCCAAGUGCCUCAGGAAUUUGGGAGCAUGUGAAUUAGUCGCUGUCCACACGUUGAGCGAUCAGGGACUUUACAUCCAAGUGUCUGCAGUAUCUCUCACAUUUUAAAUAAGUCAAAGAGAUGACACUAAAUGCGUUUUUCUAAACACAAAUCACUUCACUUGCAACCUUUUUUUUUUGUUGAAUAAGCAAGGCUUAAACCAGAUGAGAGUUAAAAAGUGCACUCUGUUACUUUUCCACAGCAGCAGAGAGCCAACCGUGCAGCCUAUCGGUAAAUGAGGACGCAGGCAUGCUGAGGUAAGCUGCCAAUUAGCUGGAGAGGAAAGUUCAGUAAGAUAAGGCUCUUACUCAGCCUCCCUGGGUCUCCAUCUCCAACCCACGCACUCCCAUGCAAUAGCCCUGUUUACUCAGUGGAGGAUGUCUAGAUGCUGUGAAAUCCUGUUUUUUUUUUGUUUUUGUUUUUUUAAAUGUACCUGUUUAAAUUCAUUGUAAUGUAAUAUAUUCUUUGUUGAAUGUAGUAAUUAGGUAUUUAUGAAUAUAUGGCUGUGAUUUCAGACAAAAAAGAAAAUAAAAAUACUUUGUCAAAAUGUCAAA
Molecule: messenger RNA, 8724 nt
Organism: Girardinichthys multiradiatus
Lineage: Eukaryota; Metazoa; Chordata; Actinopteri; Cyprinodontiformes; Goodeidae
Gene: gse1b
Product: Gse1 coiled-coil protein b
Exons: 16
Coding region: 1793-5632 (1279 amino acids)
Source: RefSeq, a predicted model, not a curated record